Cylas formicarius (sweet potato weevil) is the source of this 1400-nucleotide messenger RNA. Its product is annotated as probable inactive peptidyl-prolyl cis-trans isomerase-like 6. Gene Ontology annotation, cellular component: catalytic step 2 spliceosome. The transcript is spliced from 5 exons. Bases 3 to 1145 code for a protein of 380 amino acids. Gene Ontology annotation, molecular function: peptidyl-prolyl cis-trans isomerase activity. Gene Ontology annotation, biological process: protein peptidyl-prolyl isomerization. The record is from RefSeq and is a predicted model, not a curated record. Lineage: Eukaryota; Metazoa; Arthropoda; Insecta; Coleoptera; Brentidae.
GAAUGUGCGAGGAAACGCCAGUACCACGAAAAUUCACGCUCCUGGGGUGCGUAAGUGGCGAAGACUUUCAAAAAUGUAGAUACGCGCUGGCCAGAUUACACUCGUGUCUACCGGGUGAAUUUGGCGAGCCAGAAAUAAGACCCCUGCUAGACGUCGAAUGGCAUCGACUCAUAGUCAAGUACCAGAGAAAAGUGGGAGGCAAAACGUGGGACGUCAAAGGCAAAGUCCUGGUAUUGCGCGACGGUGAAGCCGUUGGCGACUUCGAGGAUCUGUCGGAGAUGAUACGGAAAUCAUGGAGGCUCACCUUAGAAGCUGAUUGGCACCAGCUCGGCUGUGAACACCUACGCUCUUACCUGAAAGCGAUACUCGAUCGAGGAAGGCAGCUGGUGUAUUUGACAAUUGCCAUAAGUAAUCGAGUAAUAGGAUCCCUACUGCUGGAACUCUACAAUGACCUGGUACCUCUGACGUGUCAAAACUUCUUCGAAAGAUGUCAAAAUGGAUACGCCGGCACUCCCGUCCAUAGGGUCGUGAAAGGCUGUUGGAUUCAGUGCGGCGGAUUCGAUUUGGAACCCAUCGACAUGGCCUGCGAAAACUACGCAGUGCCCCACGACAAAAGGGGCGUGGCAUCCAUGUGUAACGCGGGACCGCACAAAGAUAACAGCACCCAGUUCUUCGUCGCUCUCGAUGCCGCACCCUGGAUGGAUCGUAAAUACGUAGCGUUCGGACAGGUGAUACAGGGAGAAGAGGUGUUGACCCAAAUUGAAAAUGUAUCGACGUACUACGAAUCACCGAUCGACAAAGUAACGAUCGUAAAAGCCGGAGAGUAUUCGAUAACCUUAGAAAACGGAACCUCUUGGCAGAGAUCUACAUCUAUAAUACCUGCGGUGUUAGAAUCCGAAAAACAUAAUCUAACACGAGACUCUUUCUUUUCGCAUAGUCGAUUUGUCGAUGGACUUUAUAGCCUGUCAACCGACUUAAAGAGUUAUGGACCGUUUAGACAUUUGCAGGAAUAUUUGAUAGACAACGGCGAAUCUAAUGAGGAUGAACGUAUUGGUUCUGCGUCAAGUGACUUGCUCGCGCACCCAAAGAAAAAGGAGAUAAUACAAUAUAGUUCUGCUAUAUCUAUGAGCGAUGCCAAAUUAUAAAUUGCAGAACAAUAAAAUAAUAUUUUCACACACGGUGUUUACCUUCCAGUGGUUGGUUUUCUGCGUAAUUAUAGAAAGAGGAAUAAUCCAAAUCCCAAUUCAAAAUGACUAUUUACCAUUCGUAAUUUUUUAUAUUAGCUGAAGGGUUUAUUUAUUUUGUUACUGCCUUCUGUAAGAAACCUAAUUAUACACGGAUCUAGCAUGCGGAGAGCAUCAUUUUCCCACAGAUCCAGGAUAUUACCGCACAAUUUUAGA